Messenger RNA from Vicugna pacos (alpaca), 2225 nucleotides. NCBI's taxonomy places the organism in Eukaryota, Metazoa, Chordata, Mammalia, Artiodactyla, Camelidae. The record is from RefSeq and is a predicted model, not a curated record.
AUCAGCACACAACAUUCUGUUCUCCUUUGAAGUUCCAGCUAUCCACAGACAAGGCAAACAUUUCUCACACUACUAUGUCUCUCCGAUUUUCUAGUGGGUCCAGGCAUAUUUGCUUGCGGUCUGGAACUAGAUCUACCAGACCACCCAAUGGAGGCAUAGGCUUUGUAGGUAGCAAUGCAUACAGCAGCUCGGGUGCCGGAAGUGGAUUUUCCUGUGCUUUGGGAGGGGGCUUGGGCAGCGUUUCUGCUGGGAACUAUGCUGGUGGUGCCCUUGGAAGUGCUGCUUGUGCUGGCUUUGCUGGAAGUGAAGGGGGACUCCUCUCUGGGAAUGAGAAGGUGACCAUGCAGAAUCUUAAUGAUCGCUUGGCAUCCUACCUGGAUAACGUGCGCGCUCUGGAGGAUGCAAAUGCUGACCUAGAGAGAAAAAUCAAGGGUUGGUAUGAAAAAUAUGGUCCUGGAUCUUGCCGUGGACUUGAUCAUGACUACAGCAGAUAUCACCUAACAAUCGAAGAUCUUAAUUNNNAGAUUAUCUCUUCCACUACUGCAAAUGCUAAUGUCAUUCUGCAGAUUGACAACGCCAGACUGGCUGCUGACGAUUUCCGGCUAAAGUAUGAAAAUGAGCUCGCCCUCCACCAAAACACAGAGGCCGACAUCAAUGGGCUACGGCGCGUCCUGGACGAACUGACACUCUGCAGGACUGACCAGGAGCUGCAGUAUGAAUCCCUGAGUGAAGAGAUGACCUAUCUCAAGAAGAACCAUGAAGAGGAGAUGAAGGCGCUGCAGUGCGCGGCCGGAGGCAACGUGAACGUGGAGAUGAACGCGGCGCCCGGCGUGGACCUCACGCUUCUGCUGAACAACAUGAGAGCCGAGUACGAAGGCCUGGCCGAGCAGAACCGCAGGGAUGCGGAGGCCUGGUUCAACGAAAAGAGCGCCACCCUGCAGCAGCAGAUCUCCGACGACGCAGGCGCGGCCACCUCGGCCAAGAGCGAGCUGACCGAAAUGAAACGCACUCUGCAGACCCUGGACAUCGAGCUGCAGUCCCUCCUGGCAACGAAACACUCCCUGGAGUGCUCCUUGACCGAGACCGAGGGCAACUACUGUGCGCAGCUGGCCCAGAUCCAGGCGCAGAUCGGAGCCUUGGAGGAGCAGCUGCACCAGGUCAGAACUGAGACCGAGGGCCAGAAACUGGAGUACGAGCAGCUCCUUGACAUCAAGGCCCACUUGGAAAAAGAAAUUGAGACCUACUGCCGCCUGAUCGAUGGAGACGGAAACUCAUGCUCCAAAUCAAAGGGCUUUGGAUCAGGAAGCUCAGGAAAUUCAUCUAAAGAGUUAUCCAGAACCACACUGGUAAAGACGGUGGUUGAAGAGAUAGAUCAACGUGGCAAAGUUCUUUCAUCGAGGGUUCAGUCCAUAGAAGAAAAGACAUCCAAAAUGACCAAUGGCAAGAUAGAACAGAGGGUUCCUUUCUAACUGUUAUUUUUGAGAAAAGGAUCAUUUGGGGAAAGAGCAUGCAAAACUGCUUUCUUCUAAAUAUCAAGGAGAUAAUAAAAACACUUUCUACUCUUAGAGAUAAGUUACUUACCUGUUUUCUUAGUUACCUUUUAUAGGAAGUUGGGUGUCUGUUUUCAAAUAAAUAAAAAAAGGUGAUGUGGACAUAUCCAUUUAUUCAUGACUAAUCAUUAUUUGAGGUUUUUUCUGUGUCUAAUUCAUAGGGAGACAUUUAUGGAAUAUAUUUUAAAUGACUUUUGCUCUAGUUUUUUUAAAAUAGUCAAUACCACAUGGCAUUUAAAUAUUAAAUAUUCACUAGGCAGAAUCUUUAAAUCUCACCAUUUUUGCCUGAGCAAAUAAUCUGGAAAAUUUUAGAAAAAUCUCCUGUGAUUGAAAGUUCCACCGCUAGAUGGCGCAUUCCUGGUGUUUCACCUAUGAGUUUAUCUCAAACUCUUCUGGAGAUUUGGAUACUGUUCAGGAUAGCUAUUCAUCCCAGAGAAUCAGCAUCAUCUCUAGAAAGAGCCAUAGCAAUGAUCCUCAUUCCAAUGACCUUUUUUCUAGAUCAGAGGUUGGCAAACUUUUUCGUAAAGGCUCAGAUGGUAAAUAUUUUAGGCUCUUUAAGUUCUCUACUUCAACUACUGUUCAACUCAGCCAUUGCAGCAGAGAGCAACCAUAAACUAUAGAUAAGCCAAAGAGCCUGACUAUGUUCUAAUAAAGUUUUAUUUAUGGACAUUGAAA